Messenger RNA from Austrofundulus limnaeus, 881 nucleotides. Its product is annotated as multidrug and toxin extrusion protein 1. Gene Ontology annotation, biological process: xenobiotic detoxification by transmembrane export across the plasma membrane. Gene Ontology annotation, molecular function: antiporter activity; xenobiotic transmembrane transporter activity. The record is from RefSeq and is a predicted model, not a curated record. Gene Ontology annotation, cellular component: membrane. Lineage: Eukaryota; Metazoa; Chordata; Actinopteri; Cyprinodontiformes; Rivulidae.
ACAACAAUGCAGAAGAAAAGUGAGACACAUUAGUGGAAGAAGUCACACUUCAGACAUGGAGGUGUCCUGUGACAGGCUUUUUUUCUGCAGCUGGGUGCACCGCAGGAUUCCUGUGGCCCUCAAAGAGGAACUGUACCACAUCCUGAGGAUGACAGGACCUCUGCUGAUGUCUCGAAUUCUCAAUUGUCUUCUUCCGUUUGUGGUGACAAUGUUCUGUGGGCGUCUGGGAAAUGACGUGAUGGCCGGCUAUGGAUUAGCGUCCGCUACCAUUAAUGUUACCACGGCAGCAACAGGCUAUGGUCUGGGACUGGCAUGUGAUACUCUAGUAUCUCAGACAUAUGGUGGUAAGAACCUGCUGCAGGUGGGAGUGAUCCUUCAGAAGAGCAUCCUCAUCCUCAUGUUGUUCUGUCUGCCGUGUUGGGGGCUCCUCAUCAACGCUCAGGCCGUCCUGUUGUGUCUGGGGCAGGACCCCGAGGUCGCCAGAAUUGCCCAGCUUUAUAUCACUGCUUUCCUCCCUGCAGUGCCUGCAAUGUUUCUGCAUCAACUUCAGGUGUCUUAUUUGCAGAAUCAGGGCAUAAUUUUGCCACAAAUGUACAGCGCUGCAGUGGCAAACCUUGCAAACGGGGUCACAAAUUACAUCUUCCUUUACUGGCUGGAUUGGGGAGUUGGUGGAUCUGCAGCAGCAAACACUCUGUCUCAGAUUUACAUCUGUGUGUUUCUCUUUGCCUACAUUUGGUGGAAGAAGCUCCACGUGACAACAUGGGCAGGCUGGUCUGUAGAAUCACUCCAGGAAUGGGGCUCCUAUAUGAAGCUGGCCAUCCCCAGUUCAUUAAUGAAGUGCUUUGAGUGGUGGGUUUAUGAGUUUGGAGGAUUUUUUGCAG